Messenger RNA from Macaca mulatta (Rhesus monkey), 2234 nucleotides. RefSeq names its product monooxygenase DBH like 1 (gene MOXD1). Gene Ontology annotation, cellular component: secretory granule membrane. Gene Ontology annotation, molecular function: dopamine beta-monooxygenase activity; copper ion binding. Gene Ontology annotation, biological process: norepinephrine biosynthetic process; dopamine catabolic process; octopamine biosynthetic process. The record is from RefSeq and is marked provisional. Lineage: Eukaryota; Metazoa; Chordata; Mammalia; Primates; Cercopithecidae.
GGCUGGAGGCCGGUACCAGCGGGCAGGAGGCGCCCGAGGAUGUGUUGCUGGCCGCUGCUCCUGCUGUGGGGGUUGCUCCCCCGGGUGGCGGCGGGGGUCUCGGGCCGGACCUACCCGCACCGGACCCUCCUGGACUCGGAGGGCAAGUACUGGCUGGACUGGAGCCAGAGGGGCAGCCAGAUCGCCUUCCGCCUCCAGGUGCGCACUGCAGGCUACGUGGGCUUCGGUUUCUCGCCCACCGGGGCCAUGGCGUCCGCCGACAUCGUCGUGGGCGGGGUGGCCCACGGGCGGCCCUACCUCCAGGAUUAUUUUACAAAUGCAAAUAGAGAGUUGAAAAAAGAUACUCAGCAAGAUUACCGUCUAGAAUAUGCCAUGGAAAAUAGCACACACACAAUAAUUGAAUUUACCAGAGAGCUGCAUACAUGUGACAUAAAUGACAAGAGUAUAACGGAUAGCACUGUGAGAGUGAUCUGGGCCUACCACCAUGAAGAUGCAGGAGAAGCUGGUCCCAAGUACCAUGACUCCAAUAGGGGCACCAAGAGUUUGCGGUUAUUGAAUCCUGAGAAAACCAGUGUGCUGUCUGCAGCCUUACAGUACUUUGAUCUGGUAAAUCAGGACGUCCCCAUCCCAAACAAAGAUACAACAUAUUGGUGCCAAAUGUUUAAGAUUCCUGUGUUCCAAGAAAAGCAUCAUGUAAUAAAGGUUGAGCCAGUGAUACAGAGAGGCCACGAGAGUCUGGUGCACCACAUCCUGCUCUAUCAGUGCAGCAGCAACUUUAACGACAGUGUUCUGGAGUCCGGCCACGAGUGCUAUCACCCCAACAUGCCCGAUGCAUUCCUCACCUGUGAAACCGUGAUUUUUGCCUGGGCUAUUGGUGGAGAGGGUUUUUCUUAUCCACCUCAUGUUGGAUUAUCCCUCGGCACUCCAUUAGAUCCGCAUUAUGUGCUCCUAGAAGUCCAUUAUGACAAUCCGACUUAUGAGGAAGGCUUAAUAGAUAAUUCUGGACUGAGGUUAUUUUAUACCAUGGAUAUAAGGAAAUAUGAUGCUGGGGUAAUUGAGGCUGGCCUCUGGGUGAGCCUCUUCCAUACCAUCCCUCCAGGGAUGCCUGAGUUCCAGUCUGAGGGUCACUGUACUCUGGAGUGCCUAGAAGAGGCUCUGGAAGCCGAAAAGCCAAGUGGAAUUCAUGUGUUUGCUGUUCUUCUCCAUGCUCACCUGGCUGGCAGAGGCAUCAGGCUGCGUCAUUUUCGAAAAGGGAAGGAAAUGAAAUUACUUGCCUAUGAUGAUGAUUUUGACUUCAAUUUCCAGGAGUUUCAGUAUCUAAAGGAAGAGCAAACAAUCUUACCAGGAGAUAACCUAAUUACUGAAUGUCGCUACAACACGAAAGAUAGAGCUGAGAUGACUUGGGGAGGACUAAGCACCAGGAGUGAAAUGUGUCUCUCAUACCUUCUUUAUUACCCAAGAAUCAAUCUUACUCGAUGUGCAAGUAUUCCAGACAUUAUGGAACAACUUCAGUUCAUUGGUGUUAAGGAGAUCUACAGACCAGUCACGACCUGGCCUUUCAUUAUCAAAAGCCCCAAGCAAUAUAAAAACCUUUCUUUCAUGGAUGCUAUGAAUAAGUUUAAAUGGACUAAAAAGGAAGGUCUCUCCUUCAACAAGCUGGUCCUCAGCCUGCCAGUGAAUGUGAGAUGUUCCAAGACAGACAAUGCCGAGUGGUCGAUUCAAGGAAUGACAGCAUUACCUCCAGAUAUAGAAAGACCCUAUAAAGCAGAGCCUUUGGUGUGUGGCACGUCUUCUUCCUCUUCCCUGCACAGAGAUUUCUCCAUCAACUUGCUUGUGUGCCUUCUGCUACUCAGCUGCACGCUGACCACCAACCGCUUGUGAUCAAAAUUCUGCUGAACUUGACAAUAUUUUCUAUGAUCUGAACCUGUCAUUUGAAGUACAGGUUAAAGACUGUGCCCACUUUGGGCAUGAAGAGUGUGGAGACUUUUCUUCCCCCUUUUCCCUCCUUCCUUUUUCCUUUCCAUGUUACACGAGAGGCAUCAAUCAGGUUCUCUUAUCUUUCAUAGAAAUAUCUGAUGUUACAUAUGCAUGGUCAAUAAAAUAAAACUGGCCUGACUUAAGAUAACCAUUUUUAAAAAUUGGGCCAUCAUGUGGGAAUGUUCUUUAUUUCCUAUUACAUUCUGUUUUAUUUAAAUACUUAUUGUUGCUAUUUCACUUUUUGACUUGACUUUUGU